Gopherus evgoodei (Goodes thornscrub tortoise) is the source of this 840-nucleotide messenger RNA. RefSeq names its product pancreas associated transcription factor 1a (gene PTF1A). The record is from RefSeq and is a predicted model, not a curated record. Lineage: Eukaryota; Metazoa; Chordata; Testudines; Testudinidae. Gene Ontology annotation, biological process: regulation of transcription by RNA polymerase II; developmental process. The transcript has 2 exons. Gene Ontology annotation, molecular function: RNA polymerase II transcription regulatory region sequence-specific DNA binding; protein dimerization activity; DNA-binding transcription factor activity, RNA polymerase II-specific. Bases 1 to 840 code for a protein of 279 amino acids.
AUGGAGACGGUGCUGCUGGAGCAUUUCCCUGGGGGGCUGGACUCCUUCUCCUCGCCCCCCUACUUCGACGAGGAGGAUUUCUUCACGGACCAGUCCUCCCGCGACCCCCUGGAAGCGGACGAGUUCCUGGAGCAGGACGUGGACUUCCUGAGCCACCAGCUGCAGGAGUAUUACCGGGACGGGGGGCAGGGCCAGGGGGGCUAUUGCUGCGAGGCGGCGGCCGCCGCGGCCAACUUCUCUUCCUCCUCCUCCCCCUCCUCGCCCAGCUUCCCCUACGAGUGCUGCGGGGCGGCCGCCUCCGAGCUGCUGUCCCCUGGGGGCAGGCUCAAGGCGCUGAGCUCCGCCAAGCGGCGCCGGCGGGUGCGCUCCGAGGCCGAGCUGCAGCAGCUGAGGCAGGCGGCCAACGUGCGGGAGCGCCGGAGGAUGCAGUCCAUCAACGACGCCUUCGAGGGGCUGAGGUCCCACAUCCCCACGCUGCCCUACGAGAAGCGGCUCUCCAAGGUGGACACCCUGCGCCUGGCCAUUGGCUACAUCAACUUCCUGAGCGAGCUGGUGCAGUCGGACCUGCCCCUGCGGAGCGCCAGCAGCGAGAGCCCCAGCCAGCCCAAGAAAGUCAUCAUCUGCCACCGGGGCACAAGAUCACCUUCUCCAAGCGACCCUGAUUACGGACUGCCUCCUCUUGCUGGACACUCUCUGUCAUGGACUGAUGAGAAGCAACUUAAGGAACAAAACAUUAUUAGAACAGCUAAAGUGUGGACCCCUGAAGACCCCAGAAAACUAAACAACAAAUCUUCUCUAAACAACAUAGAAAACGAACCUCCAUUUGAUUUUGUAUCAUGA